UGAGACUUAUGGAUCAACGCUAUAAAGGUAUUGCCCAUGAUGUUGGCCAGUCAGAGAUAUUGGGCCGCAUUCAUGUUGCUCUUAUCAAGAUUGGGAAUAACUUUUACCCGUGUUCAUUCGUGGUGCUGGACUCACCUAACAUGGAAUUUCUAUUUGGCAUGGAUAUGUUGCGUAAGCAUCAGUCAGAGCCGGCCACGGCUACAAGCGAGCCAAGCACCAGCUUGCGACCGCCCAAGAGUUUAUUAAAAGAAACGGCCGCCAUUUGCAACAAAUAUUCAUCAGCCCUACUGGUAAAUGUGAGCUAUUACAAGAGAAGAGAUUUCUGGUUCGAUUCCCACUAAGAACGUUUUAAA
This is a messenger RNA of Arabidopsis lyrata subsp. lyrata, 353 nucleotides long. Its product is annotated as DNA damage-inducible protein 1-like. Gene Ontology annotation, molecular function: aspartic-type endopeptidase activity. The transcript has 3 exons. The record is from RefSeq and is a predicted model, not a curated record. Gene Ontology annotation, biological process: proteolysis. The coding region runs from base 9 to 341 and encodes 110 amino acids. Lineage: Eukaryota; Viridiplantae; Streptophyta; Magnoliopsida; Brassicales; Brassicaceae.